Scylla paramamosain (green mud crab) is the source of this 6758-nucleotide messenger RNA. Its product is annotated as zwei Ig domain protein zig-8-like. The transcript is spliced from 12 exons. Gene Ontology annotation, cellular component: neuron projection membrane. Lineage: Eukaryota; Metazoa; Arthropoda; Malacostraca; Decapoda; Portunidae. Bases 802 to 1725 code for a protein of 307 amino acids. Gene Ontology annotation, biological process: synapse organization. The record is from RefSeq and is a predicted model, not a curated record.
UACAGCAUCCUAAAAUCUCAAGUGUUAAUGCAAUAAAAAAAAUAAAUAAAAGAUGAAAAUCAACCUUCUACAUUUUAACUUAGUCAAUUGAGAGUUAACAAGAUAAAAGGGUACAAUUCUACAACACCCUAACCCCGAAAGUUCUGAAUCGGUUCAGUGGAUUUUUAAUUAGUCCAGCGAGGCAAACAGUGCGAGAUUAUACCAAAUGAAAAGUACAUAAGAACUCGUAAAGGAAAAAAAUCCUGAUAGAAAAAAAAAAGAAAAAAAAAACUGAGACAAUCUUCCCCCGUGCGUGACCACCCUGGGCGAGGACACGUGCCUUCACCCAACCUCAGUUUCGGCUCAAGUUUUAAUUGGACCCCAAAACCGGUUUCACUAAUCUACGCAAGUCACUGUCCUCCUCCCGCUUGACACUCAGAUUGCGCGGGGAGAGAAACGGAGACGGAUAGAGAAAGAGAGAAAAAGUGAGAGCGAGAGCGAGAGAUAAAAAUAUAAUCGUGCAGGACUGCUGAAAUACUGUCCACCCGUCACCACAAUACGACGCGGAAAUAAAGGAGUGCCAGCCAGCGAGAGGAGGCGCAGCAGUGAGGGGAGGUGAGGGGAGGGGGAGUGACCGAGGUGUCUCCCCUCACACACACCUCCCUGUCACCUCGUGAAAGUCAUUAAGGAGGCCAGGUGACCACCGGUACCCCCUCCUGAGGACAUGUAGACCCCCACGUGCAGGUGCCCAGGUGACCCAGCAAGGCACAAGGUCACCACAAAGGAGAAGGUCAACCGGACUUCAGGGCACAGGCAACUGAGAUGGCGGUGGUGGCGUGGUGGUGGUGGCAGCGAGCGGCGGCAGUGGUGGUGGUGGUAGCGCUCUCCAUCACCCCAGAUCCUGCCCUCGCGUGGUCUAGGAAGCGAGGACGCGGCGCAGAGGAGCCUGUGAGUGACCCCAUGUGGGAGAUUCGCCACAUCCUUCCUGACCUUGACCUCGCCAAUAACUCGGUGACAGAUGUGAAGGUCAACGUAGGAGAGAUCGCCUACCUGCCGUGCCGCUUCCCCCAGCUAUCCACCUUGCACCACGUGUCGUGGUUCAGGCGGUGGGACUGGCAUAUCCUCACUACAGGGGUCUACACGUACACGUCAGACCGCCGCUUCAACGUGCUGCACACCCAGGGCUCCGACGACUGGACCCUGCAACUGAAAUACGUACACAAGACGGACAACGGAACCUAUGAGUGUCAGAUGUACACACAGACGGGCGUGCUGUCCCAGUUCGUCAACCUACACGUGCACACGCCCCACGCCGCCAUCUUGGGGCCGCAGGAGCUUCACGUGCAAGAGGGAGACACCAUUACCCUUGUGUGCGUCAUUCAGCAGAGCAAGCCAGCCUUUGUGUUCUGGUACCACGGGGAGGGGAUGGUGAACUAUGACGACACAAGACAUCGCCUUGACGUCAACACUCAGGCUGAAGGCACCACCACGCAAUCCCGGCUCACCAUCACGGACGCCAGACAAACGGACUCCGGGAACUACUCCUGCAUCCCCCCUAACGUGGAGCCCGCCUUCGUGCUGGUCUUCGUCACGGAAAGAGGAGACACCGUGGCGGCAGUACAGCGGCGGGGCCAUUCCUCCGCCCCGCCCCUCCUCUGCCCAUCCUUCUACUCCUCCUCCACCUCCGGGCUGCUCCUCGCGGUGGUCGCCAAGGUCGUCCUCACCCACCUGCUCCCCGUCAGAUGAUUCCACGGCCUCGCCCCGCCAGGAAGCAAGACAAACAACAAAAACCCUUAGCCCUUUAGUCCCUCAAGUUUAGUGUAUAUUAUUACCUGUAUGUCUGUUUUCUUUGUUGGUAAUAUUAACAUACUGGUAAGGACAAUGACAACAAUAACAACAAAGAACAAUAACGUGAUGUAUCUAUAAACAGUCAGUCGCCAGGUGUAUUGAAGAUAUUGGAAAUGUAUAAAAAAAAGUAUCGUUUAUUCCUAUUUUUCAUCUUUUUCGUUUCUCUUUCAAGGUAUUUUUGAAUAAGGUCUCAAUAGGGAGCUUGCGGCUUUCUGGUGAGGUGGGUCACUGAUAUGUAAAUAUGCCCGGUGGCUUUGUGUUGAGUGGGUGGUAGCGGUGGUGGUGGUGGUGGUGGUGGUGGUUGUGGUGGUGGUGGCGGUGGUGGUGGUGCCUCGUCUGCAUAAUGUCGCCUUCACCCGCGCCAGUCCGCCCCUGAACCAAGUGACGCACCUCAUCAGUGUCUCCCUCACACCUACACAUGGUACAGGAUAGGGCAUAGACUCUCUCUCUCUCUCUCUCUCUCUCUCUCUCUCUCUCUCUCUCUCUCUCUCUCCCACAAAAUAUUCUACGCUUCUUAAAAUCACUACGCAAACUACUUUAGGAUUACCUUACAAAAUCUAAAUUAAUAUAUUCUCCCAGAGCUUUCAAGCAAAAUAAAAAAAAUAAAAAAACGCCGAUACGGGUGAUGGAGACACGACAAAGGUAAGCCUCAUCAUUUCUUUCCGACCAAAAAAUCAGCGAAGCGAAACAAAAGGCAAGAAAACUAAUGCAGGAUAAUCAGGGAGCAAUUACCUGUACCUUUGUUACCGGUAAAAUGGAGCGAGUCGUAAAGAAAAGCAAGCUUGCAAAACCAUAUCAAAGACCAUUAGUUAAUUACCAACUCACUCAGACCACGGCGUUGGCUGGAGUUUUGCCUCUUCAAGUUUGCAGCUAAGCCUUCAUAAUUCAACUGCAAGAGAAACCUACCCUCAAAUUUAUUCACUCAUCUCUCUGUCUCUCCUCUUCGUCUAUUACAGGUUGAAACAAGACAUCUUUUCUUACCUCUCUCUCUCUCUCUCUCUCUCUCUCUCUCUCUCUCUCUCUCUCUCUCUCUCUCUCUCUCUCUCUCUCUCUCUGUAUCCUUCAAUCAAUCUACUCAUCUCUGUCUCCUCUUCAUCUAUUACAGAUUAAAACAAGGUGACUCUUUUCUUAACUCUCCAUAUGCUGUAUCUUUUCUAUCUUCCUUCAUAAUAACAUUCACCAUUGCAAGAUAAAACUACCAUCAGGUAUAUCCACUCAUCUCUCUCUCUCUCUCUCUCUCUCUCUCUCUCUCUCAUCUAUUAGAGGCUAAAACAAGACAUAUUCUCUUACCUCUCUACCUACUUCUGUAUCUUUUUCUGCCUUCCUUUACAGUUACAUUCUUCUAAAGUUAAAAAGUAAAGGAUCUGUAAUUGACUUUGUUUCAAGGUAAAGCGAUAGUAACUCAUGGCAUCCCGCAAGGUGUGUUUUUGUCACCUGUGCUAUUUGUCGGCUGGUACUGUGAGACUUUCUAGUGUUAAUCAUGUUGUCCGGUAAUAAUAUUGAUAGUUUCCUAUCAAUCAAUUAGACAAUCAACUAAUCAAUUAAUCAGACACAAUCAUUCAGUCAGUCAGUCAAAACUCUGUCUGAAUGUUGCUGCAUUAACCCGUCAAUCAGUCAUUAAGUCAGUGAGUCAAUCAGCCAUCUAAUCAGUCAGUUGGCCAAUCGCAGAGCCUGUGACUAAAACAUUUACUCAACUAGUCAUGUUAGUUCUGUCAGUCACCGAGCCACUUCCUCAACAAGGCAGCUAGCUAGUCAGUCAGUUAGGCAGUCAGGGAGUCAGUCAGUUAAUUAGGCAGGCAGGCAGGGUGGGAGUAAGUCAGGGAGGAAGGAAGGAAGGAAGGAAGGAAGGAAGGAAGGAAGGAAGGAAGGAAGGAAGAAAGGCGAGGAGUAAGUCAGUCAGUCAGGCAGGCCGGGAGAUAGCAAGUCAGUCAGGCAAGCAGGCAGGCAGGCAGGCAGGCAGGCAGGGAGCAAGGGAGUCAGUCAGACUCCAAUACAACACCGUCAACAAGACAGCCAGCUAGGAAAGCUGGCUGUCUUGUUGACAGCCAGGGAGGAAAGGAGUAAGUUAGUCUGUUUCCCAUACAGUAAGACCGUUAACACUUGUGAACAAGGCGGGGUACUUAACCAGUCAGUCAGUCAGCCACGCACCCUCACCAAGACCACCACCACCACCACCCUCACCACCGCAAGUGCAAAAAUAACCUUGAAGAGACGUGAAGGAAGGCAGGGAGUGUAAGAAAAGCCGGGGAAAAAAGUGAAAACAAGAAGAAAACAAGCGAAAGAUUGACACGUGAAGGCCAGAAAAACACCAAAUCUUUAGAAAGCAACACAGAAGACUGGAUGAAAAUACUUCUUGACAAAAAAAGUGGAAGGAAAACCACUAACCGAACUACAUCUUCUCUCACGUAAGACACUAACGCAUUCCCUUCACGCCAUAAGGGAAAAACUUGGACACGCAGAAACUUAAUGAAAAAAAGUAAAUAAUAAUCUCACUCAACAGAAGGGGGAAACAAGGAAACUACAACCUCUUCUCUUGUAUCCAUACGUCACAAUCCUCCCGAACUUUUUACCAAACAAGGGAAACAAAAGAAAAAAAAACCUUGACCAAAUCCCCACCCAUAAUUCCUAAUCCCACGAAGAACACAAAGGGCACAAACAACACGGCACGUUUCCCCCGGCAUGUUUAUCAAAUCUCUUAAUCCCCACAACAUACGCGAGUCUCCCCUGCAAUGAAACAAAACAUCAAUAUCCCCGCACUCCGUUUUCUUUACACGUGCACUCCGCCGCGUGGGGAUUAAUUUACCAGCUCAAGGGUAUUUGGGAAGGCUGGCGCGUAAUGCAUUGAGGUACAGACAAUAAGCUGCAUGAUUAUCAUUAGAUAGCUCUGCCAAAACUGCACAUUGUAUAGUUUUGGAGGUGUUCUGUGGCUGCGCAUGGCGUUUUCUAUUGGUCAUGAUGCAUCGUAGUCUUUUAUAAUUGGUGAUGUGGUGCGUACGGCCACUAAGGAGCAUUUUAUGUUUUAUCUUCAAUCUGGUGAGUGUGUGAUGAUGUGUGGUGAUGUGUAGCGACGUGUGAUGGUGCUGCGGGUUUCGUGUCAAUAAGGUCGGUCAUGUGAUGUAUUCCCCCGGUGAUUUUCUCCACUAGGGUACUUUGUUGAUAGGUUGAUAGGCUGAAGAGAGUGUUAAGUCUGUUGUCUUCAUUAUUCUCUACUUCCUAUUCUUCUUUCUCCUUUGGACUCUGAACAAUCAAGUGUGCGCGUGGAGUUACUGUGCGUGUUUUUUUUUUGUAACGAUAACGCAUUUACGUAAAAAAACAAACAAAAAAAACAGAGGGAGUAGUGUAAAUAUACUAUACUGCCGGUGUGUGUGUGUGUGUGUGUGUGUGUGUGUGUGUGUGUGUGUGUGUGUGUGUGUGUGUGUGUUCAGGGUAUUAAAAAGCGUUCCCGGUUUGCUUUUUCAUAACAAUCAUCUCAGAGUUAUUAAAGAGAGAGAGAGAGAGAGAGAGAGAGAGAGAGAGAGAGAGAGAGAGAGAGAGAGAGAGUACAUACGUAAAUAAAAACCAAACAAGCAAGUGAACACACACACACACACACACACACACACACAAUAGCAAUUAACACCGCAACACCACGCCUCACUUUCCUCCAUCAUGUUCGCACCGAAAUGACGCCGCCAUCAACACGCUAAUGACGAAAACGAAGUACUAUUUUAUCACGCUCAAUGUUGACUCUACCCCUCCAUGAUACUGACUAUUUUAACGCCGCGCUUCCCAGGUAAACGCCACGUGAUCCCAGCGGCUCUGACAGGUAGAUUAAUUUGGUCCUCGUGACAGAUAAUGAAAACGGGAUGACAGGUGAGCGAGACUGCAAGGUGAGCGUGAAAAUGCACCGAGGUUCAGCACGAGAGGUAAUGAGUAACGUGAUGGACAGGUGUGAAAGUGAUUAUGACAGGUGCGUGUAAAAAUACUAACAGGUGAAUUCCCGAAGGUGAUUGAUAGGUGAGUGUGAUGUAUAGGAAAAUGGAUGUCGUGAAUGAGUGAUAAACUGACGGGUGAUAAGAAGGUGAUAGGUGAAUAUGACAGGUGAGAUGAGUGUGAGUUUAGGUAGUGACUCGAAAUCUUUAGUGUGAAUUAGUCGUGAUGGAAAGAUUUAAAGGGGAGUGACGGGAGGAGAGAAAGUGAGUGAAAGUAAAAGAAUAUGAUUCGAGAGAUUUGGAAGAUUAGGGAAUGAACGAAAGUAAAGGAAGAUAAAUAGGAAAGAGAACAAUACGAAGACAGAAAAUGAAGGAAAGACAAAGAAAGUAAGGAAAGUAAUCAAAGAAAAGUGAAUGAGUGAAAGAAAAAAAGAGCAGGAAUUUGAGAGAUUGAAAGCAGUCGGGGAAAAAGAAAAUAAAGAAGGAGAAUGAAGGAAAAUGAAAGGAAUUAAAGUAUAUAAAGAUUUUCAGGUUAGUUAUUAACGAUUUAGUCUUAACAGCAAGAUAACUUUGGUAAUAAAACACAUCCCAAAUACACGCAAUGGACACAUUAACACACACACACACACACACACACACACACACACACACACACCUGCCGUUUUGUAUGUUUGUUAACUCGUGUAUACUUGCUAUAAAAAAAAAGGUGUAUGUUUUUUUCUCCUCCCUGCACACAAUUAUAACACCUGGUAUGAUGCAAUAUCUCGCUCCCGUUUUCUUUUCCCGGGCUAUUGAGCGGUGACAAAAACAAACAGCAAAACACGACAAAAUACAGUAAAAAAAAAAAAAAAGGGUGCAGAUUGAGGCAUAAUAUAGAGAAAAAAAUAAAUAAUGAAGAUAUGUGUAUGAAAGAUGGUUAUAUGGUACUCCCUAUAUUUUUCCGGAAUGAGGGAGUUGUUUAUAUAGGUGUACAUUAAAGAUUACCAAAUGCAUAUAUAUAAAUAAAGGUGUUUAUAUAAG